Sitophilus oryzae (rice weevil) is the source of this 1006-nucleotide messenger RNA. Its product is annotated as coenzyme Q-binding protein COQ10 homolog B, mitochondrial. Gene Ontology annotation, biological process: ubiquinone biosynthetic process; cellular respiration. Gene Ontology annotation, cellular component: mitochondrion. The transcript is spliced from 3 exons. Gene Ontology annotation, molecular function: ubiquinone binding. The coding region runs from base 393 to 914 and encodes 173 amino acids. The record is from RefSeq and is a predicted model, not a curated record. NCBI's taxonomy places the organism in Eukaryota, Metazoa, Arthropoda, Insecta, Coleoptera, Curculionidae.
UUUUCCUCUAAUAGUGGUAAAAUUGAAAAUACAAAGUAUAUAUACAAUCCUCUGGUUCCUAUCAUACAUUUACUUCCUGGCGCAAUCCUUCCACACAGUUACUGGACACGCCACAGUACAUUCCUAGCCCACAUUUUAUAUUCCUUCAUUCUAGCAGUAACGAGCAGGAAGAGAGAUACCAGAGGAUAACAGAUUUUAUCGCGAGUGGAAUAAAUAUUCAAACAAAGUGUAGUGCUGGCUGAAUGCUGUAAGGGCAAGUGGCCAUAUAUGGAUUGGAUCGGGAAUUGGAUGUUUCCAGAGUCACUGAUCCUUUCCACAGAAGAAGAAGAAGAAGAAGUGUUCAGUAUAUUGUAUUUUAAUUUAAAAUCUUAAACUAAUGUUUUAAAAAUCAUAUGAAAAUCAUGCAUUUUCACAUCAAUAACAUUAUUACCAAAGUUAAACAAUAUAAGGCGAGAAAGCUUAUUGGAUUUUCAGAACAACAAAUGUACAAUGUUGUAGCGGAUAUAAAAAAUUAUAAAGCAUUUUUACCUUUCUGCAUAAAAUCUACAAUACUAGAUCAUAAUGACAACAUUCUCAAGGCCAAUUUAGAAAUUGGAUUUCCACCUGUUACCGAAAAUUACACCUCAAAAGUAACGCUGGUGGAACCAAAGCUUGUUAAAGCACAGUGCUACGAUGGAAGAUUAUUUAAUUAUUUAGAAACAAAAUGGAAAUUUGCUCCAGGACUUAGAAGCAACCCAAAAACAUGUGUUAUAGAUUUUUAUGUAAAAUUUGAAUUUCGUUCUCUUUUGCAUUCACAGUUAGCAACAAUUUUCUUCGAUAAAGUUGUGAAAGAAAUGGAAAUAGCUUUUAUUAACGAGGCGAGGAAUCGUUAUGGUAAAGAAUCAAUUCCUACUCACCAAUUAAAUAAGCUGUGAUAGAUACUUGUCUUUGAUGUGUUUGUAACUAAUGAUAAAUGAAAAUUGUUUUCAAUAUAGAUAGAAAAAUAUAUUUUACAUAACAAAUAUUA